Chroicocephalus ridibundus (black-headed gull) is the source of this 6490-nucleotide messenger RNA. RefSeq names its product uricase-like. Gene Ontology annotation, molecular function: urate oxidase activity. Gene Ontology annotation, cellular component: peroxisome. Bases 1 to 1020 code for a protein of 339 amino acids. Lineage: Eukaryota; Metazoa; Chordata; Aves; Charadriiformes; Laridae. Gene Ontology annotation, biological process: purine nucleobase catabolic process; urate catabolic process. The transcript has 7 exons. The record is from RefSeq and is a predicted model, not a curated record.
AUGUUUCAUCAAUUGAGCAUAACUCAGGCUUCCACUGAGUUCCUUUACAACUGUUACGUAUUUUCUCUGCAGAUCAAGGAUAUAGAAGUCCUCAACUGCGAAUAUGGCAAGAACACAAUUAAGUUCCUUCGCCUUCAUAAAGAAGGGAAGAAGCACUUUGUUAAAGAAGUGGAAGUGUGCACGCAUCUCCGGCUGACUUCUGCUCAGGAGUACCUGGAUGGAAACAACUCUCUUGUGAUACCUACAGACACCAUGAAGAACAUUGUCCUUGUGUUGGCCAAGAAAAAUGGGAUCCCAACCAUAGAACAAUUUGCUAUAGAUAUCUGCAAACACUUCAUGACAACAUUUUGCCAAGUGGCGUACGUCAAAACCUACGUUCAAGAAGUACCAUGGCAACGUCUACACGAGAAUGGUGUUCCCCACAUCCACUCAUUCAUAUGUGUUCCUGAUGGGAUCCGCUUCUGUGAAGCUGAGCAGUGCCGAAACGGUCCUCUGGUUGUUUUUGCUGGAAUUAAAGAUCUGAAACUUAUGAAGACAACACAGUCUGGAUUUGAAGGCUUCUACAAGAAUGAACACACCACGCUUCCUGAAAGGAAUGACAGGAUUUUAUGUGGAGAGCUCUUCUGCAAAUGGUCAUAUGGCGAAUGCAAGGAUUUUGACUUUGACUGCAUAUGGAACAAAAUCCGUGAAUGUAUCCUUGAAGCCUUUGCUGGGCCACCCGACUGUGGUGAAUAUUCACCCUCUUACCAGAAAACUGUCAACUGUAUCCAGAUGUGCGUCCUUUCCAAAGUGUCACAGGUACAGGUUAUAGAAACCGUCUUGAACAACACUUUUUAUAAUGUCGUAGACAUGAAGAAUCUAGGCUUGACCAAUGACAAAGAAGUUCUGGUUCCAGUGGAAACUCCCUAUGGCUCCUGCGCUUGCACACUUGGCAGGAAGAAGUUCUUAGAAGCACAAGGCCACAUUAUGAAAGAUGAGAGGCAAAGUCAGUUUGGACUGGCAGCUGCCCAGGGAAACUAAACCUCUUGGCUACACUCACGCCUUCCUGAUAAACUUAACAGCAUGGCUUUCCUGUCAACGUAUACUCCUUAUUGGCCUCUUCCAUUGCUGACUACUUUUCCCUCUAUGAACUCCUGAGGUUAGGAUUUCUGAAGGACCCUCAGGAACUCAGAAAUUGAAGUCUGUCCCUGAAUUUCAGUGUGAUUUUGAGAUUGAAAUCCCCUAUACUCUUUUGAAAAUUCCAUCUGGAAACAUUACAGUAAAUUAAUUUUUAAACCAGCUGUUCACAGAUCUCUUAAUGAAACAAUCAAUUAGAUAAUGUCUGCAACAUGUUUUGACAUGUAAAAUCAGCAACUCUGUAUAUUCUAUUUAUUAAUUUUCCUUCAUUAAAAUGAAUAUACAGGCACAAGACCAGAUCUUUCAUUGACGUAACCUGUGAUGACCACUUGAUGCCACACUGAUCUACAGAGCUGAGGUUCUGACCCAGUACCUGAACAGGGAAUCAGUCAGACACCAAUUUCUUUGUGAAGGAAAUGAAAAAAAAAAAAAAAAAAGUAUCUCUCAUAUCUCCUUUGUGGUGUGAAUAGUUACAGCUGUUGACUAAUUUUUCGGCAUGUAUUCUGACUGCAUGGCUGCUGCUGCUACUCAUCAAACUAUACAGCUACUAUAUAAUUACUUUUAUAUUAACCACUGAGGUGCUUGAGGUUUUGGGCUAUCUCUCUAAGUUUAAUUAAAUAGUUUUCUUUAGUCGAAUAAUCUCAUCAUGACUUCUAAGUAGGCAGGAGUCAACCUAAGUAACCCUGUUACUUUUGGGAGGGGUAGGGAGAAAGCCAGCCAGCCAGCCAAUGCAUGUCUUACUGUAGUUACCCCAGGUGAUAGCUUUGAACAUAGAGGUAAAACUAUACAGCCAACAAUUCUCACUUUGCAGACUGCAGCUACAAAGUUUGCAAACAGAAAUCCUGCUCAGCUUCGGACAGCUUCUAACCGCUGCUCUCAUUUUCUCUGAGUGUCAUUUUCACCAAUUCCAUGUGACAGAGUGCAAAUCCAAUGGGAAGUGCCCAAAGUUACUUCUGAAAACUUCAAUUCAGUUGCCUUUGUGCCUUCUAAAUUUGGCAGACCAGCAGCAUUCCUGUGGGUACAAUCACUAAACUCAUAGGCACUGAAAAUGAGGAACAUGUCCCUGCACCUGUGACAUUUUGAGGUGCUUAGCAAGACAGGAACUUGUCUUGGUGAGCAGGACGUAACAGAUGCGAAGGGAAGACGCUGUUCACAAGUCUGAGAUAUCUCCUGAAAAACCACAGGACAAAUUACAAGAAGUGAAGCUGGCCCAGAUAUGCUGUUCCCUGGUCACUAGCCAAUUCUGAAAGUUUUAUUUAGAACACUUCUAGCUUUUGCCGGGGACAUUCUCUCUUACCUUGUUAGAUUGUGUUGUAUUGUACUUGUGGGCUUAUGUCUUCUUAUUUCUGCUAUUUUUAGGUGCUUGUAAUUUAUUAAUGUAUCUUUUAAGGGCAAAUAAAGAGCAACAUCAAAAAACAAACUAGUAUUUGACUAUUUACCAAAUAAGAAAUGAAACCAUUUACUACUUACAUGUAAAAGAAACAUGUUUUAGUUCAGCCAAUUUUACCUCAAAAAGUCACCGGUCUUGUUCCAAAUGACAGUUCACUGCCAACAGAUGGAAAAAUAGAUGAAAAAGGAUCUUACUGAACGUUUCAGCAUUUACCUCUUUCUAAACAAGGCAGAUCUUAACCUCCUUUCUACCUAUUUAUUGCAUUAGGCGGAAGGCUUCCUUCGUCACUAUUUGUGCUUCAUUUGUGGGCUUGUAUGGUACUAGUGGGCUAACCUUCAUGGCAGAAUGAGGACAGAAGGCAGCAAGCAGUUGUUCAUUUAGACUUUCCUGUGGCAACAAGCACACACAUACCCUCAUGUGAUGUUGUUUCUAUAAACCUCCACAGACAUGCAGACAUUCAGCAAGUCUUUAAAGGCGUCUCGGCACAGCUCCAUCCAGCACCGCAAACCUGAGUCACUUCUGUGGGCAGAUUGCUUCUAAAGAAACGACUUAGGCAAUUAGAAGAAGCCCAAAUUUUCCAUAUGACAAUUAGAUUCAGAUAAUAAUGGCAUAAAUAAUUCUUGAAAAUGGGACCUAGGCAGACUAACUUGGGCCUGAAACCUGACAAAAUUCCCAUUGGCUUCAUUAGAUUCAUUCUCCACAUUGGACUUGCAUUAUUUUAAUCCAGUGAUGUUUUUUUUUCAGUUCCUGUCCUGAGGAGCUAUUCAAGUUGCUUGCUGUGUUUUACUCAGACACAACUGUGAUGCUUUGCUGAUGAAAUCACACUUGACAAACAUGAUCAGCAGCUAGCAGAUUGUAAAAUUGCCAUUUAAAAUAAAUCUUCUUACUGAUAACAUGAACCUUGCUGGGCCUCGAGCCUUCUACCAAGAAACAGGAUAUUUCAAGUGCACAAACAUCAUGCUAUCAUUUUAUUGUCCAAUUCUUUCACAUCCUGUUUCUGUUCAAUUUUGAUAGCUGCCCAGGACAGUCCAACCGCAAUCCUCCUCAGCUGCCGAUCAUGCUCCACGUGCAACCAACGUCACAUGGAUAAAACGCACUAGAUAAAUGCAUUAGCCAAUAUCUAAACUAGAGAUGAAAUGUCACCAUCAGGCUCAGUACGAGUGAUCUGUCUUCACUGGCUGUAUUAUUCUAUAUAUAUUCAGGCUACCUGCUUUCCAAUACACAUUUAAACCUGUCAGUUUUUAUUAACUAUUACAGUUUUUUCUUCUUCUUUAAAGUUGUCUUUUUAUUUUAAUCUUGCUUUUACCAGGAGUACAAAACCCUGAUUUUAAGUUGAACUGAGCUGACUUAAAGUGACCAAAAAAAUCCCUUUCUGCCUAGAAAUCUCAAUAUAAAUACUGUUGAAGUGAAAAUCAUGCUAUUUGUGUACAUACAACAGCCAGCCAUCUUCUUCCCAGAAAGUGCACAGCUGUAUCUAGAAAAGAAACCUAUUAAAUGUCUCCAGUUAUAGGAUCAAAAAUGUCAACUCACAUCUCAGCUAUAAUUAGGCUAUAAACUGUUUUCUGAUUCUGAGAUUGAGCCCUAACACUCAUAGCAGGCUGAGAAAGAAAAAACACACAUGUAUACCAGAGUGCAUGUACACACGCCUGGUCCCAUAAGUAUACAUAUAUAUAUUAAAAAAGAAAUGUAUAAUUGGCACUUACUAGAUCAGCUGUUGUAUGACUGAUCUAUGUCAAUCAAAUAAGAACAACAUGAACUGGGGUUAGUCAUUACAUAGUGUUAUUACAGACUUGCAGACCCUCAGCUGCACUGAGUUGAAGCCUGCCAUGUUCCCUUCAAGGUCCAUCCCAAAUUACACACUAGGACAGCAGUUCACCUCUGCCAGGCUCACAAAAACACAAGUGGUGGAGAGAACCAGGAAACGGGCACAUACCCUACCGCUGCCUACCAGAGAGAGCUGGAGGAGUACUUCAAGGACCUGGGGGGUAGAAGCAAAGGUAAUCAUUCACUUUAGCUGACCACAGCUGACCCGUUAGCUGACCACAUCAGAUCAGGCAUUGCUGCAAGUCAAUGUGUGCCUGUGGGACCAGGCGCUAACGGAUGGAGAUACACAGGAAAGCCAGCUUGGAAUGGGAACAUAAGGUAACAGAGGCAAGAGAGACCAGAAGAUAAGCAGGAAAGAUGGGGGGAAGGGAAGAAGAGGGAGAAAGACAGUGAGAGUAAAACAGAUCAGACAAAUCAACGGAGAGAGAGAACAGAAAAUAAAUAAAUCAGUGAGGAUGAGUAUCUCUCCUAUCAGGCUACUUCAGAGCUGAAAACAAAACCCCAAACCAAACAAUAUUGGAGGGACUCAAAACUAGAAAAAUAAGGGAGUAGAGAAACCUUUGGUGCAGAGGGAAACAUAAGAGCAGAAACCAGAGUGCCCGAGUACUGAAGGGGGCUUCUGCCACCUCUCAAGAGUGGCAUUAGUCAUGAAUUCCCACAUAAACAUCUACAUCCACCUGGAAAAGACAAGAGCUCAAGUUUCAAUGGCCUUGUAUGCCUGCAAUGUUUCCAAAUCUUUUCAAUUACACAUAUUUCCAGAUAAAGAAGCUCAGGCAAACUGGCACGUGGUAUUUACACAGAAGGGAGGAGGGAGUAGAAGAGGAGUACUCUUGUGAAACAGGUUUGCUACACCCAGGCACACACCCACUUCCACUCUUCUUGCUAUGGUUUGGCCACCAGCUGGGAAACAAACUGAGCUACAAGUUCCUUACUCUUUACUUCCUCCUGCUGCAAUCCACCAGUACAAGACAAAGCAAUGUUACUCUUGAAUCAGAGACCGGUGCAAAUGAUGAGCCUUCCCUUCCUUUUUUGACGUGAUUUAGCUGCUACAAAGUUGGGGGCAUCCUCAACAUAGCAAGUACUGCAGAGUGUUUAUAGACGAGCAGCUGGAUUAUAGCAACCAUCUGAAAAGGGGAAAAGAACAUCUUGAGACAAGUGUGAGCCUGACAACACCAAGACAUUUGCUGUUGCCUUAUCAGCAGAUCAGCUGAUGACACAGCAGUUACAAUUGCUGACUCUUCCUUUAACAAAGAUGCUCACGAGUGCAGCAUAUAAAUAAAACAGUGGUCUCCAGUACUCACCAGCAGCCUUCAGCAGCAAUGAAACUCUCACAUGGAGACCAAGGGCCACUUACAGUCUUCAUGGUGCUCCCCUUGGGCUCUCCAGGUGUUUGAGGUUAUAGUUGCAUUCCCCAAAUUUAUACCAUCUGCCAGCUACUGUUAUUCUGGGAGUUAGUUGAAUACACAUCUGGGAUCCAAAGGAACAUCACUAAAUCAAACAAUUCCCCAAUUCUAUGGGCUAAGCAAAAAAUAAUUUCAUGACCUUGUUACAUUAUAUUAAAAAGAACACAGCCUUUCCCAACAGGAAUGAAAGCUACUUAUUAAAUCAGUCUGCCCAUUAUUCCAAUGGAUGCUGCCCUUGCAGGCUGCCAAUGGGCUAAUGACAGCCACUGCCCUCUGCACGUCCCCUGGGGAAGCUGCUGUCAAAACUGAGCAAUGCGGAGGUGGAGGUGUAUGGAAGCCUUUGGUGUGAUGGAACAAGACAUGGCUGGGCUCUCCUGGCUGACAUCCCCAAACACCAAGUCCUCUCAUUCUGUUCGAUGAAGCAGAAGGCAAUCCAUUGCCUGUGUAUAUUGUCCCUGAGGUGAAGGCGAGACGGUACAGCAGACCCUUCUCUAUAUCACUGCAUUCAUCCUGCUGCCUACUGAGCCAGUGAUGGUUACAUGGUUCACACGCACAUUUACUGUCAAUUAAUUUCACACAUGACUUUUGGGACAAAACCCAUUCCUGGAAGGGAAGGAACUGCUGUUCUGACUUGGAAGUAAAGAACCAGAAUAGAGAAAAAGUGAGAUAAUGUUUUUCUGGUCUUGCUCAGACUCAGCCAUCAAAUUUUAGACAAUAUUGUCAUUAAAAAAUGAGAAAUAAACUUAUAGCUUCUCAC